AUGGGCGAGGAGUACGCGCGCUCCCCUUGCGAGCGCUUCCCGGCUGUGGGCGCGUUCAGCGUGGCGCCGCCGGAAAGGCUCAGCCCGCCGCCGCCCGCGCCAAUACCGGAUCGGUUUUCGGCGUCGCCGCGGCGGGUGCGUCGGAGUGCAGAAGUCGAGCGUGCACGAAGACCUCGAUAUGUGCCACCUGCAGCACACGUACCCGUCGAACGGUACGUGCCGCGACCUCCGGUCCCAGUGCGUCCACCACCACCAGUGUACUGUGGAUUGGCGUGCAGGCCUCCUCCACCAGCAUCACGCAAAUGUUGCGGACCCGCGUGCCGCGAGGAUAUAGCUGGUUCGCCACCUCCUCGUUACGUGGAUUAUGUUGGAGCCGCGGCCGCGCGCCGUCUCGCUUGCACGCCACCGCCUCCGCCACCUCCAGCUCUCCAGCUACCCUGCGAGCAACAAGAACCACCGUGUUGUGUGCAAGCUCGUCGUCGACCUCAGCCUCCACAUGAUUGGUAA
Vanessa atalanta (red admiral) is the source of this 507-nucleotide messenger RNA. RefSeq names its product leucine-rich repeat extensin-like protein 3. Bases 1 to 507 code for a protein of 168 amino acids. The transcript has a single exon. The record is from RefSeq and is a predicted model, not a curated record. NCBI's taxonomy places the organism in Eukaryota, Metazoa, Arthropoda, Insecta, Lepidoptera, Nymphalidae.